Molecule: messenger RNA, 4779 nt
Organism: Stegostoma tigrinum
Lineage: Eukaryota; Metazoa; Chordata; Chondrichthyes; Orectolobiformes; Stegostomatidae
Gene: kcnk5a
Product: potassium channel, subfamily K, member 5a
Exons: 6
Coding region: 576-2198 (540 amino acids)
Biological process (GO): potassium ion transmembrane transport; stabilization of membrane potential
Cellular component (GO): membrane
Molecular function (GO): potassium ion leak channel activity
Source: RefSeq, a predicted model, not a curated record
AAGUUUUUGGUUUUGUUUCUUUCUUUUGAAAAAAAAACGGUUCUUGCAGCAAGCGGAGGGCGGGAAAGACUCCACCUCCUGGAGAAUCAUAAAUUCCUCAGAGCCACCUCAAAUAUUGAACUUUCUCGCCGGGGCUGGACAUUUUAAAGAGAUCGUCCAGAUCGACACGUGUCGCCAAAUAAAAAAAAACACAACCGGAGAAAGGAGGGAAAAAAAUCCGACAGUCCAAAAUUUUUUUUGUCUUUGUUGAUAAUAUGAACUAAUUACAAUUUCUUUGAAGGGAGUAAGUUUUUUUUAAAGAAACAUUUUUAUCUUACCCCCUCAGAGUUCAAUCGGAUGGUGACUGCGUUUUUUUUCCCGAGGAUCUCCUAUUUUUGCUGGUGGUCACCCCAAGACUUUAACAAGGGACUGUUCUGUUCUGUCCAAAAGAAAAGUUUACUUUUAGAUGAAGUUUUUCUCCCCCUCUUUAGUUGGAACUUAUCGCGCAGGCGCAGGGAGAGCAGCGCAGCAAAUUCAAACGUAAAUUCUCUCUCUCGUUGGACUUUGAGGAGAGGGGAAAAGAAAGGGAACAAAGUAUGGUAGACAGGGGACCCUUACUGACCUCAGCCAUCAUCUUCUAUCUGUCAAUCGGUGCUGCCAUUUUCCAAGUUUUGGAAGAACCAAACUGGACUGAAGCAGUGAAUCAGUACAAACUCAAAAAGUCUCAGAUCCUUAAAGAACACCCGUGUCUCACCCAGGAGGAUCUGGAAAAGAUUUUAGAGGCGUGUGUUGAGUCUGUGACGGUGGGUCCCGGCUCUCUUAUCCCAGUCGUGUCUCCCAAAAGCGGAAGAGAGAGGUUAAAUUGUUCACAUCCUCCUGGUCUCCAAUUUCAAAAUAAAAUCGAAUGCUGGAGGUGCGAGAUUGAAACGACUGUUGAAGAGGCUGCAGGACAAGGUGUCACCAUCACCGGCAACAGGACCUUCAACAACUGGAACUGGCCGAAUGCGGUUAUUUUUGCUGCGACAGUCAUCACCACGAUCGGUUAUGGAAACAUUGCACCCAAGACUUCACAGGGCCGGCUAUUCUGCAUCUUCUAUGGGCUGUUUGGUACACCGCUCUGCCUCUCCUGGAUCAGUGCGUUGGGGAAGUUUUUUGGAGGACGAGCUAAGAAGUUGGGCGAAGCCUUGACCAGGAAAGGCAUGAGUCCACGGAAGGCCCAGAUAACCUGCACAGCUAUUUUCAUUGUAUGGGGUGUCCUGGUGCAUCUGGUAAUGCCACCCUUUGUCUUUAUGGUGACUGAAGGCUGGUCAUACAUUGAAGGCUUGUACUACUCUUUCAUCACAAUAUCCACCAUUGGGUUUGGAGAUUUCGUGGCAGGUGUGGACCCAAAUGCCAACUACCACAUCCUUUACAGAUACUUUGUUGAGCUUUGGAUCUACUUGGGUUUGGCUUGGAUUUCCCUUUUCUUCAAUUGGAAAGUUAGCAUGUUUGUCCAGGCACACAAAGCCAUUAAGAAACGGCGAAAACGAAUGAGGGAAUCUGUAGUAACCGUGUCAAAAAGCCAGCCUCUGAACCCUAAAAUGUCAGACUCCAAAAUUUCAGAAUCCACGGAGGUAAACAUCUUCCGCUUUCUUUCUAAAAAGCAAGAAAGCUACAAUGAUCUCAUCAAGCAGAUUGGCUCAAAGACUUUGAAGAGUAGCAGCACUAAGCUAUUGGGUGUUGAGGUCCCAGCCAAACCCACUACUAAGGACGAUGGCAGUGGUAUGUUCGGAACAGUUCAGUUGAGGCAAACAGUGGCCCUGAAAAGAUUCUGUUAUGAGCCAGCCAGCUUACCAGCUAUUGAAGACACUGAGAUGACAGCACCACUAAAUGAAGGCAAAGAUCCAAACUCGCAGCCAGAUUACACUCUGCAGGAGAACCAACUGGAUAAAAUCACCCGAGAGGACCGUUCACUGUGGGACACUCGCUCCCACCCACCGUUGUUCUUUGAGAAUGUCAACAUCAGAUUCAUAGAUGAACAGAACCUUCUCAGUGAUGACGAGAAGGUGGAAUUAUCACUGGAUGAGAACUUUGUGGACGAGGGAGAGUCUGAUGUUUUGGUGCAGACACCAGACACAAACAGUUCAGGCUUCCAGGCAUGCAAACUGGGACAUCCGCCCGACUACGAACAGCUGAUGAAUGGAUACAACAAAGUGCGCAAUGUUGAAGUGGUCAUAUAACCAAAGGAAUUUGGGAUCCACUUCUCCAAACUUUCUUCUAUAUUUCCACUUCGUUCAUUCAGCACUAGGACAUGAGCAAAAGGGGACAGACAGUAUCCUGUUGGUUUGGAGGAGCUGCUAAUGACAUUUGACGAUACGGUCAAAACACCUCCAAGGCGCAAGCACAAUCCCUUUUUAAAAUUUUUAAGAAAAGCGGCCUUAGCUGGAAAGGACGCAUUCCUCUUCUAAAUGGGGAGAGUCAGAUAUCAGAAUUUCUUGCAGAAAUGUUGACUGAUGAAACUGUGACCAAAACUAAAUCGUUUUCAAAUGUAAUGAUAUUCAAUUUCUCCCUCUCUCUCUCUCUCUCUCUCUCUCUCUCCUCUCUCCUGUCUCUCUCUCGCGUCUCUCAUAUACACUGUGAGUAUUUUUCUUUCAAUGACCGGUUUAAAAAAUAUUGUUAAUAUUUUAAUUUUGAGCCAAGAAAUGUAGAUAUUAAACAAGGCAGAUGUUUUUAGUUUCAAGGUGGUGUUGGCACAGUUAUCCUUCUGACCUUAAUUCAAUGAAGUACAGUUCAGCAAGUCCAAAUUUUUUGAUUUGAGAGAUUCAAGUUCAAUUGGGCUUCGAAUGACUUGUUUCAGUGAUUUGUUGGGAUAUUUUUGUUCUCUCUCCCCAGCCCGCACCCACCUCUAAAUAUAAAGCCAUUUCUAAUACAGAUUUUGCUACAGCCUGAGAGUUCAGCAUUUAUUGAAUCCCAUUAAAGUCACACUUUUAGAGCCCCAUAUUCUUGAUUUUGAUCUGCACCUUAUGACUGACACAUGUGUCUGUUUUAUAUGUAUUUCUGCCUUUAUGAAUUUACCCAACAGUACUCCAGAAAUUGAGCUUUUGUCUAUCUUGGGUUGUCUGAUGCAAAUCCGAAAGAAAAUGAAUGGGAAAUCAACAUCCGCUAAAUAAGCCAAAGAGGUGUUUUCCGUAAACCUUUCAAGCUGAGGUGACGUCACCUGUUGGCGAUCAUCGGAAAUAACCUAUGAACUCACUAGAAUGAGAGUCCUGUUCUUUUAUUCCCCAGCCACUUCCCUCCAAUGUGCUUUAACUUGUAAAUAGUGGCACAACUGAGCCAUUGUAUGCCUCUGUUUCUCUACAACGUUGCACGCCAGCUCUUCAGUCAUGCACAGUAAACUUUUUCAGUAGAAACUGGAAUACUUUUUUUGUUGGCACUUAAUUGUUUACAUUUGUUACCAAACAGGCACUAAUUUCAGUGACCGGUGACGUUUUGGAGGAAGAGAAAUGAGAGAUGAAUUCAGGCCCAGAGCGUGGCUACGGUACAUUGGUCAGGCCACGAGCAUGCCAAAAAGUGCAAUCACUAUAGGUGCACGAUCAUUGAUUUUCAUUUGUGCCUGGAGAUUUAUCUUUUUGAAAAGGCUCACAACAGUUACAGAACGGAGCUACUGCUGGAACUCUGCUCAAUUGGGCAUUUUCCAUUUUUAAAAAAAUGUGAAUUCAGAUAGACUGAAGAAAGAAGAUACUGUGCCCCACUAAUUCCAGGCUGCUGUUUGUGUUUUGUGUUGGUAGGAUUACGUACCAAAAAUGACCCAGUAUCUUGUCGGUACCAAAACCACGAGAUUUGUGAGGCAUUGGGUACCUCUCCUCGAUUGAGGUGAGGAUAGGAAAAUUGGGUGCAAAAAUUUAACGUUCCUGCUUUAUACCACUCCUGUUUUUAUUACGGAUGGCUUGAAGUUAUUUUUAGAAAUAUCGUUUCUCCAGAAUUGCCUUAUUAACUACCGGGAAGACCAUCAAAAGUUCUCACUUAUAAUUUGCUGUAUGCUAUUGUUGAGGAACUAUAUGGUGAGGCAUUGGUGUGUUUUUAAAGCCUCAUUGUGAAUUGAAGGAUUGUAGAUGUUUUUAAAAAGUUUUACUUGUCUCCAGACAAGUCAGUUUCAAAUGAAUGGAAAUCGACUAGUUACUCUAUAAAACAUGCACCCCGUUUGACAAUUUUUGAUGACUCCAGUGAAAGAUGUUGCAUGUGUGUCUCUGCUGUGUGGUAACGGUUUCAUAACCAUUUCCAAAUACCAGGAUGUUCUUGCCCUUUCAUCUCGUGUGUCAGGUGGGAACGCACUUGUUUAUACAAAUGCAUUGUAGAGACACACAGACAUCGCAUAGCCAGCCUGUCCUUGGCUAAAUGUCUCCUUUAUGGAGAUGUUGCACGCUAACUCCUUCUCCUCCCCCAGUUUAAAAUGUGUGAUCAGUGGAGUCUUUAGGCAUCACUUAACAUAACCAAAACUUGACUGUAUUGAAUGCUGGAAGCUGAACUGUAGGAAGUUUGUUACAGGCCAGAGACUAGGUGACCUUAUCAUAAAAACCAAGAUAGUGACGUAGGUUAUGGAGCUUAAAAACAGAAUGCAAUGGUUGUCUUGUUGCCGUAAGUCCAGUCAUAUGAUAGUUAGCUUGGAUAUGCCAGUCACUUUACUUUAAGGAAGCAUUUGUGAGGAAGGGUGCAGAAACCUCAAGUUGAAGUGAAGUGAUAGUGGUUUAUAAGCUGUAAAAGUGUAUGAUUUGACGAGCUGAGAACAGUUUUUAAUGUCUUCCCCAUUAACCACUCUUUCCC